Molecule: messenger RNA, 1385 nt
Organism: Planococcus citri (citrus mealybug)
Lineage: Eukaryota; Metazoa; Arthropoda; Insecta; Hemiptera; Pseudococcidae
Exons: 4
Coding region: 240-1079 (279 amino acids)
Source: RefSeq, a predicted model, not a curated record
UGCCGAAUUAAUUUUUGAAGUUUUUUACCGUUAUUUCGUAACGUUACGGUUAUCGUUAUUUGUUAUUAUUCCUUAUCAGAUUGAAAGAAUUGUGCAACGCAGGGAGUGAGGGGGAUUAAUCAAUUAAUUAGGCCUAGCCAAAGAUUCAUCAAUUAGCUCCGCGUACCUAUUAUUUUACAUUCGUUAUUCAUCACAUCACAAGUUUGUUCAAAGUGGAAAGAAUUAAUACCUAAGCCUAGAUGAAUUUCAGUACUCAGAGAAGCUACGGAAAUCAUCUCGGUCUGGGAAUUCAGGCAAGUCAAUUGAUAUCGAGGAAUAAUACCAAAACUAAUGAUUCCACCAGACUGGAGAACGUUUCGGAGAAUUUGAAUCGAUUUUUAUCAGCCCAUUCGCGAAAAAACAUAUCCAAGAAUUCGGGGAAGUUUCGAUUAAGCGAAUAUUUCAACAAAGAUCUCAAAGCAAAAUCAUAUUCAACGCAUCACUAUCUAUGCGGACCAUUGAACACAAACAGAGUAACCAGAAAAACAAUCUCCGGUAAUUUCGACAACGAUGAAUUCACAACCCAACCAUUGAGUGUCGCCGACCUGUACAACAAUUCGAAACAAACCGCCAUCAGUACCAAACCUCCAUGGAUCGAGCAACGAAAACAACCUAUCAAUACUCACGAUCGUGCUGAAAACCCACCGGAAACCAAUAAACUCGAUUCUUCUUUUAACUUUAAACCUUGUUUAGAUGGAAAUUUCUCUCAUGAAGUUCCAGCUGAUCGCCAAGUACCCGAUCCGGUGCAUUUGGAUGCAAAAGAUAGCUGUCCUUUGUACGAUAGCAACGAAUACCAAGAACAAUGCCCUGGUUUGAAUUACGAUGAGAAGAAUACGACGAAUGCCUCGGAUGAUGAAAAUACCGAACCUGAUAUCUCUAGGUAUAAUUUCUUCGUUGGAUCAAACGAAAAGGUACCGGAGUUCGAUGUUACAGAUUCGAAGGAUCGUCGAAAUGAGAAACAGGUUAUUAAAACAGUUCGAAGGAAACGUAGACCUAGGGAAGAAGUAUUCCAACCGUUGAUAACGUCGUCUCAAGAUUAAAUUGUGUUUAUUCCAUUCUGUACCUAAUCGAACGUGUUUUACAUUUCGCUGCGAUUGAAUUUUAAUUAUAUUUAAGUUAUUUGUAUUUUAAUAUUUCGAAAUUGAAAUAAUUUUACCUAGUAAUAAAUUUUGAAUCCUAAACCUAAUCUUAUUGUUAUUAUAUCUCGUAGUAAUUCGUGAAUUAGUUUAGUAAAUACUUAAUCCAAAUUCGAUGUUGAUUGUUCCCUAUUUGAAAAUAAUUUAGUUUAUAAGUGAUUAGAUAACUACGAUCAGCAUAAUUAAAUUUCUGAAUAAAAGAGUUCUGAU